UCAGUCAGGUUUGACUGCCAGGAUUGGAAGAAGCAAAGUAAUUUUUCCGAAGACGCUAUGUAUUGGUUAGACCCUGAUGGAGGAAACCAUUCAAACGCGUUCCUGGCGUACUGUGACAUGACGUCAUACAAUGGAGGAUGGACCAUGUGUUACACAACUGAUGAAUUUACCAAACCCAAGACUGAAGUCACCUACAAUCCUGAGCUUCCUUAUGGAACGGAUGGGUACAGAACGAACUGCAACCAUAUUAACGUAAGUGGAUUUAGUGAAUCGAUAAAGAAUCCAUUCUCAAGUUGGUGAAAUAAGAAGGUUUUUUAUUGUUAGAGUAAUGACACAUUGGGCGUUACAUUGUUGAUGCUGCAUCUCUAAAUAAUAUUGUAACUUUACAUAUCAGUUAAACAAACUGGAAAAGAACUCUUCACUCUUUACACACCUAAUUAUAUAUCAAGUUUUUGAACAAAUUAUAUUCUUAUCUUAGCAGUCUUUAUACUUACUUAUUCAAUUAAUUGCCCUGGGCGCUUAUGAAUUUUUGGACCUUGAGAGUGGGCGCUUACUCGAGGUGGCCCCUUAUUUGAGGCUGGGCGCUUAUCAAAUUUUCACCAUUUUCAGCAAGUGUAGUAUGCAUUUUUUGGAACCAAACAAUAAAUGCUCAUAACAAAACGCGAAGAUGUAACAAUGCAAGGUUUCUGUAAAAUACUUUGAAGAAAACGCGUAUCCGUCUUCGUGGAAGUCUCUUAUUAGCACUUAUUAUUUAAUUUUUUGUGCGUCGGAGGGGGAAGGGGGUAGGGUUGGGGUAGGGGUGGGCACUUAUUGAGUUUGAGUUGGAAGGGGAGGGCCGUGGGGUGAGGCUGGGCCCUUAUUUAGCAAUUAAUGAAUGAGGCUGAGUAGGAUAUGAAGAAUUAAGAAGAUCGAGGAGGGUGCUAUCCACCGAGGCUGAAGGCCGAGAUGGAUAACUCCCUUCUAGAUCUGCUUAAUUCUUCAUAUGCUACGAGAGCCGAAUUUGUUAAUUGCUUUAUUAUUCAUUUAAAAUAAUUCCUAGAUUAAAAGCACAGCUAAAACAUGCUUACCUGCAUCGAUGUUAAGUUUAUCUUCGAUAGUGUACGUUUAGGUUUGUCCAGCUCCGCAAAUAUUCUCCAAAUAGCUGAUGUCGCCCUCCGAAUUGUCUUCUUGCUGUUUUUGCUAUGUUUUUAGCCAUUAUUUCGCCUAGUUCCAGCUGUAGUUCUUACUCUUGAAGCGAGUGAAGUGUCCGCCAUUUUAGUUUUCACAAAGAAAACAACUCAACCUCAACUCCCCAGGUCUUCUCGGUUAACGGUGCAUUAACCCGUAGAGGCUUCAUUUUUGACGUCAUUUCCUCGUUAAACACAACUGGUAACUGGUUAUGGUGAAUUAUGCGAGUGCUUCUAGCCAAUCAGAAUUAGGGACAUAUUUUGAAGGAAUAAUAAUAAGUUUUUCUGCCUUUAGGAUGGGGGCUUAUUCGAGGUGGGCGCUAAUUCGAGGUUGGGCGCUUAUUCGAAUAAAUACGGUACUUUGUUUUACGUUAUUAGAGUAUUCUAUUGAUUGUAUUGUAUUGUUGUUUAGUCCAUCUAAUUCUUGGUUUGCAAACACGUAACAAGGAGGCUAUGUUGGGGGUCAAUACAAUUGAAUUUUUUCUCGAAAAAUUUACAUGAAAAUAGAGCUUAGUUCCCAGAGGAGAAAAAUGCUUUUGUUCUUGACCACCAACGUGGGCGCCGUGAUCUCACAUGUAAACCGGCAAUAGAUGAACCUUGUAUUGUAAAGAUGUCCUUCCUCCCCCCUCCGCAAUUAGUUUAUAAGCUAUUCGUGGGUGGGAAAAUAAUGUUGUUAGUUAUAUGUUGAACCUCAAUAAAAUUUGUUGUUGUUGUUUGUUGUUAUGGUGGUGCAACUGUCAAAACAAUCUGUAUUCGCGGCCGAUUUCCCGAAAUCAUUGUGCUAAAGAGACCGUGCUGCACCUGUCAGGAGCCCAUAACUGAUGUAUUACUAAAUACUCCUACACUUAGGCUCAUGCGCGGUACCGUUUUUUUUAACACAAUUAAUUCAAAUGACCGGAAAUCAGCCAGGAGUAAAGUUUGUUAUUCAUUGUUAUGACAGUUGUUCCAUAACCUGCAUAAGUAGCCUGUUCCAAGCGUUCAGAUCGUGGGAACGGGGCAGACGGCGCAAAGAGAUGUUUCGGCAGAAAAAAAACUGCGAGGUGGUGUAGAGGCAGCCUUCUCUCCUCGUUCCUCCCCGCUAAGGACUUUUCGCCAGGACUGAGACAGCUGUUUUAUGUGGCUAGAUAUCAUUUAGGUAAAGUUAAACUCGAGCGAGUUGGCCAGCGGUCUUCUCCCACUUCUGUAUGUGACCUACGGGGCGGCCCGCGGGGAAUUGCAGGGCUCCUUGUGUGCCCUUUUUCUAGUGUUGCUUUGCAUUGUAGCUUGCUGAUCGUAGCGGAUCAAUUUUUGCCUUCUUGCGAAUCAUUGCGGAUUCUUGCUCCCUCUCCUCCCUCUCUGCCUGGUGGUUUGGUAAAUCAUCAGUUUUCUCAGGUAAGUAUCUCCACUGAAUUUAUUCAGUGUGACGGUGCCGGUUAGUGGCCGCUCUUGGGGUGGCUCCCGCUUCCAGGGUUGCCAUGGAUACCUCCUCUCUGCUUAUUGCAUUUGGCCUCCCACUAACCUUCAAGGCACCUGCUCCUAAGCUCAUUAUUAGCGAUGAGUUUAACGCAGGCUUGAGUUGCACCACUGCUCGCGCUCGUAAAGAGUUCUUUCUCAGUUUGUUUAAUUGAUAUUUAAUCAUACAAAGUAUUCCAUUUUGUGGUGAACCUUCAAAAAUUUAGAUUGUUAUCUUGAAGUUAGAGUAUCCCUAUCUCCCGGGAGGGAUACUCCUGGAAAUUCUUGGCUUGGUGUGCCGCCCGGUUCUUAAAAUCCUGACCCUAUUUCAGACCAAAAAAUGUCAUUUUCAGUCCUGGCGUCUAAAAUCCAUACCCGUUUUCAGACCUGGAGGUGGUCACAAAACACAACACAACAUUUUUAGAUAAAACAGAAAUUAUGUCGUCAUUGCUGAGAUUAAAACAGCAACAAAAACAUUUCUUAAAAUCCAUUUCGAAUUCGUAUAUUACACUUUCUUUCUUAUUCAUGUGGAAUUGAAACGACGAACACGUUGAUAAACAACCGUAGUUCCUUCGUAAAGUUAUUUGAGUUAGUUCUUUGAAAUAUUUUUGUUUUCUAACUUGCAUACUAGAGAGAGAUCUUUACGUUUCAAUUGAAACUGCAUGCGUUUUGCCUUUCUGCCGGACAAAAUCGAACUAAGCGCGUCGAUUGAGUUAGAUUGGUUCGAUGCAGUUCGGUAAUCCGGAGAACUCACCGAAAAGUUUCAGUUCGAUUAUGUUCGAUCACCGAACCAAUCGAACAAAGAUCCGACUGAUUGAGCUCGAUUGUUCGAUUAUCGACGUCGGGUAUAUUCCCAUAUAUGGUUUUUAUAUUCGGGGCAUAUACAGAACACAGGACAGAAGCUAAGGUUCUGCCUUUGUAUGUGUAGAUAGUCGGAUUAAUUCAAGCUAUUUUGCUGUCAUGAGAAUAGUUCCUUUGAGAAAAUCCAGUGCCCAAAAGAGAACCAAAACAACCAUUUUUGAAUAGACUUAACAUUCCUUAUCACUCAUUCAAAAUAUUUUCCCGAUUCUGAUUGGCUAAAAGCACACGCAUAAUUCACCAUAACCAGCUACUGAUGACCAAAUUUGGAAGAAUUUUGCGAUUAAUCAACCGAUGACGUCAAAAGUGCAGCUUCCUUGCGGGUUAAUGCACCGUUAACCGAGAAGACCUGGGGACGAGGUUGAGUUGUUUUGGUUAUGAAAACAAAAAUGUCGGACAUUUCAUUCGUUUCAAGAGUAAGAACUAGGCUAAAUAAUUGCCAAAAACAUGGCAAGAAGAGCAAGAAGACAACUCGAACGGCGACAUCUGCUAUUUGGAGAAUAUUUGCGGGGCUGUACAACCCUAAACGUGCACUACGAGUCUCUCGAAGAUGAACGUAACAUCGAUGGAGGUGCGCAUGUUUUAGCUAUGUUUUUAAACAAGGAAUUGUUUUGAAUGAAUAAUAAAACAAUUAUUGAAUUGGCCGUUUGUAUCAUAUGAAGAAUUAUGGAGAUCUCGAAAUACACCCACCUCGAUCUCCAUAAUGCUUCAUAAGAUACUCAGCCUCAUUCAUUAAUUGUUAAUUAAUUAUUUCUGUUUUUUCCCAAGUUUAGUGAAAUUAUCUUUAUUGAUCACCAAACUGGGAACAAGUCCUACUUCACAAACGCAGGCGUUACAAAGAUAAAGGUCGAUGGUAACUAUGGCAACAGAGCUGAUACCUAUGGAUUAUGGCACGGCUUCGGAUCAAUGAAUGAUGAUUACGAGUAUCAACUGUUGAUUUGUGAUAAUGAAUUUUACUCUGGCUUCCUCGUGUCUGGUUACCGCAAAAUAAUAGUAUCUGAACGAGGUUGUUACAAGGAAUGCAGUGAUUGGUGUGGUGAUUUCACGUCGCCGUACUUUCGCACAGCCGCUAAUGGUUCAGAUGGUAAUGGCGUCGCGUUCAACACCAACGGACACCGGUCAUUAGCCAAUCGACUGAUCAGUGUUGGGCUGCGAUAA
Messenger RNA from Porites evermanni, 4613 nucleotides. Lineage: Eukaryota; Metazoa; Cnidaria; Anthozoa; Scleractinia; Poritidae. The record is from the annotation of a GenBank genome assembly.